AUGAGUCCGGCAAAGAUCCGCAAAUGUUGCGAUGAUCCGACGAUCCAGCAGAACUGCGCAAAGCUGAAGGAGGUCAUGGACAAGGAAGAUGGCGUCGGAGAGACGGUCAAGUUCCUGGAGGGCUUCAUGAAGGAGGUGGAGAGUGGCGAAUGGAGAAAAAAGCAAGAGGCGCUGUACAAGAGGUGCAUCGAUGCGUGGGAGAAGCAGAAGAAACUCCCCGACCCCAGCAAGUUAAUGGCCAAGUGGAACAUGGACCUUGCGGACAAGUACAAGCCGCUUCAGGAGUACACGUCGGGUCAGGUCGACAAAUACGGCAAGAUGGUGGACUUGUUUGGCAAGAAGAAGCUCUGGUGGGUCAAGUCCGCACAGGGCUGCCUCGCCAGGAAAGGGGAG
Molecule: messenger RNA, 393 nt
Organism: Symbiodinium natans
Lineage: Eukaryota; Dinophyceae; Suessiales; Symbiodiniaceae
Source: the annotation of a GenBank genome assembly